This is a messenger RNA of Marchantia polymorpha subsp. ruderalis, 2100 nucleotides long. The record is from the annotation of a GenBank genome assembly. NCBI's taxonomy places the organism in Eukaryota, Viridiplantae, Streptophyta, Marchantiopsida, Marchantiales, Marchantiaceae.
GGAUCAGAGUCCCAAGGGGUCGCGCUCUGGGAGAGUCCAAGUGUCACACAUCGACGAGUCAACGGACGGUAGAGUCACCCCUGGGCAGUGGCAGUGGGAAUGGGAAUGGGAAUGGGGAAGGGAAUGGAAUCAAGCUUGGGGAUUGCUGACGGGGAGAACCGACCUCAGAGGCGAACGAGCAGAGCAGAGCGGAGCAGGGGCCAUGGCAACUCUAGUCACCGGGAGGAGUGUGAGAUUGAGCACUCCUGUCACGCACAACAGAGUUCACAGAGGAGGAUUCAGCAGGGCCGGCAACAGUUCAUCCGCGAGGGCUAGCGUCGUGCGGUCAGGGGCCGGGAAUGUGCAAUUGGUGCGAGACGAUUUACUGGGUUUGAUCGCCGGAGAAGAGCGCGGAUUGCGCACCCAGAACAAUGCCCGGAAGCGGGAUGAGAUUGUCAAGGCCAUUGAUGCUCUGGCGGAAUUGGCCUCCGACACUGUCACCACUGACGAGUCCUUAACAGCCGCGUGGAGGAUGUUGUGGACCACUGAGAAAGAGCAGCUGUUCAUCGUCGAGAAGGCUCACAUUUUCGGCACCGAAGCCGGUGACAUCCUACAGAUUAUCGACGUUGCAAAGAACAGUCUGAAGAAUGUGAUAACUUUCCCGCCAACAGGAUUGUUUCUUGUGGAUUCAAGUAUCGAAGUUGUGUCUUCACAGCGGGUUAACUUCAAGUUCAACGGUGCGUCUCUCAAAGUUGGUGACCUGAGGAUUCCUAUACCUCCAUUUGGACAAGGAUGGUUCGAAUCAGUGUUUCUCGAUGAUAAGAUAAGAGUCGCUAAGGACAUUCGUGGAGAUUAUCUAGUCGUUGAUCGAGCCUCCAGCAUACCAGAGGGUCUGUAAUCUAAAUUUGUAUAUUAGUUCCCAAAUUCAUUUGUGAAUAUGUAAGUUGUCUGAGCGUUUUAUUCGGGGUCAAAAUGAGAUGUAUCCAUCUUCCAUGUGCAUCUGCAAACGUUCAGGAUUUUUUGAGAACAGAUACACUGCACUGGAUGUUUCGUCUCCAACUCCAUGCGUUGGAUAUCGAAUCUACUAAUGUAUCUUUGCUGCGGUAAAUUAUCUGAAUGAAUGGACGCCUUGAGAAUGUGAACGAGAUCUUCAGGGCCGUAUGAGGCAAUUUUAAUACAGAAAGGUACGUACAUCGACCAGAGACAGUUUCUCUCGCACAUCAAGUGUCUCACGAGUUGCUGCAGUCCAUCAAAGACAUUUUUCAUGUCUUUGCAAUCUUUUUAUUGCAUUUUUUGACAUAUUAGCCCACUCAAUUAUAAAAAUAACUGACAACUUUACUUUCGUAAGUUUUGAAGCUUACCAUGAAGGCCCGCCCCUAACAGUUAACCAUCCAUUGAUCGAUGGGAGUGGUAUUCGUCCUCGAUCUCGAGCUGAAGGUUUUCUCUGACAGAAGUUCACUCACAGUAACGAAAGAACUUAGCGUCUCACCCGCUGUAAUCAACAUAUCUUCUGAAAUAUGACCAUGGAAUUGCUCAACACAGGUCUUUCUAAGUUGUGCUUCUCCAUGCGACCCGAGCUUGUGAUGUUGCUACUAUUCUAUCCUGCACGUAUGGUCCAGCUUUUUGACAACCAGACAACUGAGGCAGGAAUGCGACACUUAAGGGUUUACCUUUCGUCAAGUUCCCAAAUCACGCCCAUGUCUUCUCAGUUUACUAGUGGCAACUGGAUCUCUAGUUUCCUAAGUCUACUUGCACGUUGUCUCCUGAAUGCUGAGACCUGUAAUCUCUAUUGUCGAAUCCUGAAGUACUUAUUGCAUCGUAAAGGGAACGUUUAGCUCCCUUGACUGAGCUUCUAGUUUGUCUAGUUCUAAUGGCUGAUCUUGUUGCCAAUUUCCUGGUAACUUGCAUUCCAGUUUAUGUACUAAAAACCAUGUACAUGAAAACUAUGAUAGACCAGCUCAGUCCUGAGUAACCAAGUUUAAAUGCUCAGCAAAAUCUGUUUCUUCAGAGUUUGUUGGCCUUCCUGCGCAUGUCGGAUUUGACGGAUAGGGUCCGUCGACUAACUCGAGAUCUUUCACAUCUCUCGCAUUGUACCAGUCGCCUACGCUCUGCGCAAUCGUC